ACAGGAAGUGCAAAAAGAGCUACAGCAAAACAAAAACACAUUCAAGCGAAAUUAUUCCCAGAAUCACUGUGAGACAGAAUGGACAGUCAAAAUUCAAAGUCAAUGAGCAACGACUCACGCUGCGUAUUUUUUAAUUCAGAAGACUAUCGAUGCGUGGUGAUUUUAACAGUAAAACGAGCCACAGGAACCUUCUCCUUAGCAGGAUGUCUUUUCAUGCUGUUUGUGAUCUGGCUCCUCCGCAGAUAUAACUCUUUGGCUCAGAAGAUGAUUCUCAGCCUGACUGUAGCUGCCUUUUUCGACAGCCUAGCAUAUGUCAUGGGUGAGUCCCAUCCAGAGGGAUCUCUUUGUGACUUCCAGGCCUGGUGGCUAACUUACUUUGACUGGAGUGCCUUGGCCUGGGUUUGCCUCAUCACUUUGAACCUGUACUUCAACCUCGUCCGAGAAAUAAGCACCAACAGAUAUGAGACGUUGUACCAUCUGAUGGCAUGGGGGGUUCCACUGGUCAUGGCCUCUUUACCGCUGCUAAAGGGUUACUACGGUCCCGCAGGAGCCUGGUGCUGGAUCACAGACGAUCACGUAGCCUGGAGAUUUGGGAUAUGGUACGUGCCUCUGUUCUGCCUCAUCUUCCUGAUGAUCUGCUGCUACGCCAGGAUCAUCUGCGUGGCCAAUGAGAGGAUGCAGUCAUGGUUGGGAACUUUCAACCCGGAGAGGGAGCGACGAAAGGUUUCCUUGGCUGAGGAGAUCAAGCCGUUGAAGUGGUAUCCCUCUGUUUACCUGCUGGUGUCUAUCUUUCCCCUUAUCAACAGGCUUCAUAAUGCCUUCUACCCACAGGCUCCAUCCUUCUCCCUCACCUUGCUACACGUCCUGUCGGCACCACUCCACGGCUUGGCCAAUGCCUUUGUCUUUGGCCUGGAUAGGGAUUGGUGGAGCCUACUAAGUCCUACUGGCAUGCAGCUGGCUCUGCAGUCACGGCUGUGUGACAGGACUCGCAUCGGAGAGUACCACCCUGGGGCGGUGCGCUACACACAAGCUGACUUGGUCGACCUCAGCGAUGACGACGACGAUGACACCAACGUGCUCUUCUACUCUCCUGACAUGACCCUGAAAGGCAGAGGGCCCUGAGAGAGAGCUGGACGGAGGGAGACACUGAGAGAGAGAGAGAGAGAGGGUAACAAACGAGCUGGAGGGAAGGAACACGAAGGAUGGUCACAGCCAGAGAGAAACGCAGCGGAUUAGAAACUGAGAGGGAGAAAAAGAGAGGUAGGGAGGCAAUGGAAGGGAAGAUUGGGGGGACAGUCAGGCAGAUAGAAGCCGGAGAUGAGCUGUCAGGUUCCAUUAUUAAUCCCCAUCCUUUACUAUUUAAUAUCCUAAAGACACACACACACUCACACACACACACACUGUACAGAGCAGCAGCUCUCUGCAAUACUAUCAUCAGAGAGGAGCAAGAAAGGAGUGGCUUUAAAGAUCCUCCUAAUGUUAAAGGCAUCUGCUGCAUCCCAAAGGUCUUAAAACGAUUUCCCUCUUUGCGCCUUUUUGACUCCUGCAUUCUGCAGCGUUUUGGCAUACCACAAAAAUGAAAAAAUAAAAGAAAAAACAAAGCAUAAAGGACUGCUGAAAGGCAAUCAUAACAAGUUGUUAGUUUAGCAUUCGCAGCAAUUAUCCUUUCACUUCUCUGCAGGGGAUGAGGUGAAAAGCGGGCCUUUUUAAAAGGCACCCUGUGUGUCAGCCAUGAAAGCAUCUGCAACUACACUGAGACUGAUCGCAGUCCUGAACAGUUUUCCUGCCGAUAGGUGGGAGGUAUGGUACAGUGGAAAUACAGAAAAGGGUGUUAAAAACAGUAAUGAUGACUUGGUUAGACAAGCAAGUCCCAAAGCACAAGGAGUUUCUCCUUCCUCAGUAUUUGGUUUCUGUUUUUCUCUUUGUAUAUGGUAUUACUGUUGUUGCAGCUUUCGCACAAGUAUUCCUUUGAAAGGUAUGUUUUGUAUUUUUUAUGAACUACUAAACUUGUUUAUUAUUCUGUAUUUAUAACAGAUGGAUGUACUGUAUAUAUUUAAGUGUACACUCUAUUUUUAUACGUGCCUUCGACUAGAAUGUGAAGAAAAUGCUUCUCUUGGUCCAAACUCUAUGCUCUCACAUGGCGGUCGUGCAGAGCUGGAUUCAAUUUAUAGCCUUAUGAACAACAACAACAAAAAAAAAAACAGAAAGAAAGAAAGCAAAACGUGUUAUUAGUCAAACAAACACCCACACAGACGCACAUGCUUCUCUCUAAGGUGCCUGUCAAAACAGGUCGGAAAAGAUGACACACGCAGCACCCACGGCCGUAGCAACAGCCUUUGAUGGUUCAUCAUCUCAUGGCCUGUGUCAGUGGUGCUGAGGGGACAAAGCUGAGGUGUGAUUGGCAGGAUAAUAGAGUCACUUUAUAUUCAACCUAGGCCCAUUUGGUUUUUUCCCCCAUAUGUAGGUGGCUUCAUCACUGCCGGUGCACGCUGCCAGCUGUCAGCUGCCGCUCUGACAAGUUGAACUAAUGAACCGACACUUGACCCUUUUUACCCUUGAGUUGUUGAACUUUUCUGCUGGGCGUCAAUGACACCAAAGUGCAACUUUAGUUCGCACACAGAGGCCCACCACUGAAUUACACACACACACACACACAUUUGCACUUGCCCCUACCCCUCUUUUGGCACUGUUGCUCGUUUUACUUGACUGUGCACUCCAUCAAAUAAAUGAGCAGGAGAGACAU
Toxotes jaculatrix (banded archerfish) is the source of this 2743-nucleotide messenger RNA. Its product is annotated as cyclic AMP receptor-like protein A. The transcript is spliced from 13 exons. Gene Ontology annotation, cellular component: plasma membrane. Gene Ontology annotation, molecular function: G protein-coupled receptor activity. Lineage: Eukaryota; Metazoa; Chordata; Actinopteri; Toxotidae. The coding region runs from base 79 to 1122 and encodes 347 amino acids. The record is from RefSeq and is a predicted model, not a curated record. Gene Ontology annotation, biological process: cell surface receptor signaling pathway; adenylate cyclase-activating G protein-coupled receptor signaling pathway.